GGAACAGUGAGCUCCAUCUACAGUGAGUCUCUCAGUCUCCACAGACCUCCUCCUGUAACACUGGCUAAAACGUAAGCCGUCAUGUCCACCAGAGCUGUGAAGAGCACUAGCUACUCUGUGAGGCCCUCCUCUGCAGGCAUGGGCUCCCCUCAGAACUUCAGCAGCAGCUCCUACUCUGGUGGGUAUGGUGGUGCCAGACAGAGCUACAGCGUCCGCAGCUCCUACGCCGGGGGCGUUGCAGCAGGUGGUUAUAGGGUAGUUGUGGCUGGGGGGUCCGUGCAAAGAUGGGGUGUGAUGGAGUUUGGGUAUGCGGGCAUGGGUGUUGACGGUGGUAUGGGUGUUGGCGGUGGUAUGGGUGUUGGCGGUGGUAUGGGUGUUGGCGGUGGUAUGGGUAUGGGUGGUGGUAUGGGAGGUGGGAAGAUGACCUGUACGGGACCCCCUCAAAUCACAGCUGUUCAGGUCAACCAGAGCCUGCUGGCACCACUGAACCUGGCGAUCGACCCCAACAUCCAGGUUGUCCGCACCCAGGAGAAGGAGCAGAUCAAGACGCUCAACAACCGCUUUGCCUCCUUCAUCGAUAAGGUGCGUUUCUUGGAGCAGCAGAACAAGAUGCUGGAGACCAAGUGGAGCCUCCUGCAGGACCAGACUACCACCCGCUCCAACAUCGACGCCAUGUUCGAGGCCUACAUCUCCAACCUGCGCAGACAGCUGGACGGCCUGGGCAACGAGAAGAUGAAGCUGGAGGGGGAGCUGAAGAACAUGCAGGGUCUGGUUGAGAACUUCAAAACCAAGUAUGAGGAUGAGAUCAACAAGCGUAACGAGUCUGAAAACAGUUUUGUUCUCCUGAAGAAGGAUACAGAUUCUGCAUACAUGACCAAGAUGGAGCUGGAGGCCAAGCUGGACUGUCUCACUGAUGAGAUUGAGUUCCUCAGGAGUAUCUAUGAUAUGGAGCUGCGUGAGCUGCAGGGCCAGAUCAAGGACACCUCUGUGGUGGUAGAGAUGGACAACAGCCGUAACCUGGACAUGGACUCCAUUGUCGCUGAAGUGCGUGCCCAGUACGAGGACAUCGCCAACCGCAGCAGAGCUGAGGCCGAGACCUGGUACACACAGAAAUAUGAACAGAUGCAGUUGUCAGCCAGAAAGUAUGGGGACGGCCUGAAAAACACUAAGGCAGAGAUUGCAGAUAUGAACCGUAAAAUCAUGAGAUAUCAGUCUGAAAUUGACAUGAUGAAGGGUCAGCGCACCCACCUGGAGAACCAGAUUGCUAAGGCAGAGGAGCACGGUGAGCUGGCGGUGAAGGACGCCAGGCUUCGCAUCAACGAUCUCGAGGUGGCUCUGCAGAGAGCCAAACAGGACAUGACCAUGCAAGUCCGCCAGUACCAGGAGCUGAUGAAUAUCAAGCUGGCCCUGGACAUUGAGAUCGCCACUUACAGGAAGCUGCUGGAGGGAGAGGAGAGCAGGCUGGUGACUGGAAUCAAGUCGGUCAGCAUCUCCAAACAGUCUUCUUCAAUGAACUACAACUCUUACCCCCUGGAGAGCAGUCGCACCACUAGCUACGUCCGGGGCUCAAUGGGCGGAUACAAGAGCAGCAGCACUUACAUCAGUGGCCAUGAGAACAGCCAUGUAGGCCCCAGUUUUGACCUGCCUGGCUGUAUCAUCCUGGGAGCCACCUACGGUAUCCAGGUCUCUACCAGCAGAGACGUGGAUGCCAGCAUCAGCCUGGGAGGCAGCAACGGCACCAGCAGAGUGGAUUCCAGCAUCACCCUGGGAGGCAGCAAAGGCACCAGCAAAGACAUGGAUUCCACUGUCACCCGAGGAGAUGAAUGAGGAGACUUCGUCAUCACAGGCGACCAUGGAAUUUGUUUAUUCUUUCUGUGACAGAUUUGUGCUUCCACAACCUACUUUUCAGCCUUCCACUCACAUUCAUUUGACUUUUCUAGCCAGGUUAGUACAUAAUUUGCCUGCCAAACAGUGACCUAUCAAACAGGCUAAUUGGAAUCACAGGCAGUCUAACUGUAAGUAAAUUUUCCUACCCACAAAUGGUCUAGUUUAAAGUGGUAAAUAUGAAGGGUUAUGUAUUCCUGAAAGGCCCCUGAAAGUCGACCCCUUAUGUCUAUUUGGCCUACUUGUGUGGUCUCGUUCACUGUCGAUGGAUGCUAUCCAUCUCAUUUGUCUGUCCACACCUGAGUCACCAGCAGGUGUCAUUGUAACAGAUGUUUUUCUCUCUGCUUGCUCAGAGACCAUUAAAGCACUAGGAGAACAAACAACCUCUCAAUGUGUAUGUGAUGUGUGACACAUUUCUUCCAUUGAGUCAUUUGAUGAGAGGAUGCUGUUAUCCUUAUGCCAAACCCAACCAAAAGGGAAAUGUAUGAAAUGUGUACAUGCAGGGCCGGCUCCAGGCAUAACCGACAUAAGCGGUGACUUUGUCCCCCCAAAAAAGGAACUCACUAUUUAGAGUAAGAACAGUACACAAGAUGUGAUUUUGAAAUUUGGUUGUGCAUCAACAGUUUUUCUCUUGUUAUGUCAGUCACUCAGUUAGCUGACAAUUUGCCAUGUUAAUUUUUGGAUUGGUAGUUAGUCUAGCCAGCUAUACUUGUAGUAAUCAUGGCCAAAUACCGAUCGGGCACGCAGUAUUAGUCAUUCUCACUCAGAUAUCAUAUUAACAUGGCAUAAGUAAUGGCAAAAUGUGUAGAAUUGUAGGAAAUUUUCUUUCAAACUCAAAGAUGUAUCUCUCUGCCCCAUGGCAAAAUGAGUAGAAUUGCAAUACAUUUGUUAUAAAAUUGCUAAAUGUUCUCUCCGCCCCACGGCAAAAUAUGUAUAAUUGUAGUAAAUAAACAUUAAAACAUAGAUUUUUCUCUCUGCCAUCAAGAGUGGGGCCACUAAAAUGUUUUGCCACGAGGAGGGGGGCCCUUGGACACACUAGAGCCAUUGUUAGACGUUUACACGUCACAAUAACAGCACUUACAGUUAACAUGGGCAGCUCUGCCAGGGCAGAAAUUUGACAAACUGACUUGUUGGAAAGUUGGAAAGAUGGCAUCCUAUAAUGAAGAU
Molecule: messenger RNA, 3051 nt
Organism: Salvelinus fontinalis (brook trout)
Lineage: Eukaryota; Metazoa; Chordata; Actinopteri; Salmoniformes; Salmonidae
Product: keratin, type II cytoskeletal 8-like
Exons: 9
Coding region: 82-1827 (581 amino acids)
Biological process (GO): keratinization; intermediate filament organization
Cellular component (GO): keratin filament
Molecular function (GO): structural constituent of skin epidermis
Source: RefSeq, a predicted model, not a curated record